AUGAAAUCAGGUUUCAACCUUUUCAGCUUAACCCUAAAAGGCUGGCUCAUAUUUAGUGGAAGUUUUAUAGCUUUAGGCGGGCUUGGAUUUUACUUUUUUAAGGGACCCAGAGCAAGAACCUUGAUUCUUGAAGUUCUACCUGAGGAAACACUUAUUGACCUCCUUCAUCUCAUAAGAAAACAAUACUCGAAAUACUAUAAAAAGAACCAGCUUCAUGGCAGAAAGCAGCGAAGAAGGCUUCCUAGAGGCUCUGAUGAAUAUUUCAAAUAUGUAAAAGAAUGUUUUGGAAUUCACAACAAAUUAUUAGAUGAUGCAAUUGAUGAAGUUUUAAGUGGUAAAAAUAUAAAGCGAGAUACAUAUGAAAAUUCUAUGAAAUUAUUCAAGCAUGAAGCCAGCAUAUCAGAAGCUUAUCAAGAUAUCCGAAAAAUCGUCAAUAAAGGCCCAGUUUCACUAGACUUGACUCCUGACAAACUCCAUGAGAUCCUUACAUUUUAUAGGAAUAGACUGGACGCGGAAUCCCCAUCUCAAAGCCCAUAUUCUCUGCCUUUAACACUAACACUUAUAGAAGAUGACGUAUAUGAAGCAUUUAGAGUAGAAAUUGAAGAAAUAGAAAGAGCUUUUGACAUGUAUUGGGAUAUGCUGAAAGAAUUCGACCCAUUAAUCCAGACUAUUUGUCAAGCCAAGCUGAUAGAUGAAGUAGAAGAUAUAGAAAUCCCUACAAUUAGGGAAAGACGGAGCUUCGAAUAG
Messenger RNA from Blepharisma stoltei, 747 nucleotides. Lineage: Eukaryota; Ciliophora; Heterotrichea; Heterotrichida; Blepharismidae. The record is from the annotation of a GenBank genome assembly.